Thermothielavioides terrestris NRRL 8126 is the source of this 1702-nucleotide messenger RNA. RefSeq lists its product as uncharacterized. Gene Ontology annotation, cellular component: mating projection tip; membrane. The transcript has 5 exons. Bases 199 to 1002 code for a protein of 267 amino acids. Gene Ontology annotation, biological process: conjugation with cellular fusion. Lineage: Eukaryota; Fungi; Ascomycota; Sordariomycetes; Sordariales; Chaetomiaceae. The record is from RefSeq and is a predicted model, not a curated record.
CGCAGAGCGGUGGAGGGUACUGUCGGCGCAUCUCCGGUCACGUUCACGUCACCGUAGCAGCGUCAACCGAGGGCUUCGUCGCCGCCGGCGCUGCCUGACCCUGCCGCUCCGAAGCUCGCGGGGGACCGGCGUGGGCUCCGCGAGCGCCAUCGCGCGAUUGCGAAGUAGGAGAAGAGGACGACCACAACUGGGCCCAAGAUGCCGACGACCAGGUUUCAGUUAGGAUGGUACCGGUGGUUACCAUUCCUCGGGUAUCACCACGUGUUGAUGAUCUUGAUAGCGGUGGCGAUAAUAUUGUUAUCGCUGCUUCUCGCCGGGUGCUCAUCCUCGUCACCUUUGAUCCCCGACAUCUUCCUCCUGUCCCUCUACUACCAGCGCUACACGGCCGUGCCCGACACGGCACAGACCGACUACAACGUCAACAAUGCCAUCGCCAACAUCGUCGGCGGCGCCCGCCUCCAGGCCCGCGUCGGCUACUUCGGCAUCUGCGUGAGCCCCGACGGAGGCUCUUGGCUGUGCAGCAACAACGCCACGACCCUCGCGAACGAGGUGACGGUGGACCAGGACCCUCUCAACCUCAUCUGGCUGGCCAGCCAGUUCAAAGACAUGAUCGUCUUCCCCUACCUACUCAUCAUCGCCAUCAUCUUCGCCUUCAUCUGCCUGCUCCUGCUGGCCACGUUUCCGGGCUGGCACGAGGAGGAGGACAGCGAGGGGUCCGAGCGGGAGGUGAAGCCGUUCCCCUCGCGGCCGGUCAGCCAGGUGGCGCUGGCCAUCAUCUUCAUCGCGUCCAUCUUCGUGCUGGUGUCGGUGCUCUGGCAGCACACGGCGUCGGUCGCGGCCAGCAUCAUCGCGCAGGACCUCGCCAACGGCAGCGUGCUCUCGGGCGUCGGCACCAGCGCCAUGGUCAUGGGCUGGUUCAGCUUCACCCUGCUCAUCAUCGUCACCAUCGGCCUGCUCGUCAUGAUCCUCAGCAUGGAGGUGCUGGAGCAUAUCAUGGAUUGAUGAUCCGCAACAAUUGGGGUGGGGCGACCGAGGUUUCAGGGGCGGGGGUGGAGAGAGAGGGCGAGAACGAGAACGAGAGACUGGCUCGGAUUACGGCCAACGCUGACGCGACGCGACGCUGCUACGCACGUAUGGGACGGGACAUGAAUUGGGAUGAAGUCGAUUCACGAUGGGGCGGGGUCUAUGAUGCAUGGGACAUACGACUUCGAGGGUCGGCAACGGGUCCCGACCACCAUGACAGGGACGCAAAACCGAACCGAAGAGGCGUCGGAACUGUUGGGGGUGUGCCUCGGCCACCGCGUCUCCGCUGGUUUCGCGAUCCCGGCGACUUGCACGAUAUAUUUUGGCGAGGGAAUCUGUUGAUUACGAGGCGGCUCUGUUAUGUUUGUGUGCUUUUCGCUCCAUGUGUGCAUAUGACGGGAAGAAGACGAAGACACGCAGCCUCUGGGAUUGGGGAGAUCUGGCGGCGGCGAUGGUGGAUGGGUAAGGUAUUUAUUUCUCGCGAUGCAUACUUGAGGAGACAGCGUAUUGCGUGUUUAUUGUAUGGACGGUCGAUCUCGUCGUCGUUGUCGUCGUUGUGUGGGUAUAUAGCGGCGAAGCCAGCAUAAAUGGAUUUGGAGUUUGGGGUUGGGCCAGAGCAGAUAAUAUCGUCCUUCAAUUCAAGGCCUAGGUCCUCGCCCAUGUCUGUUGAUGGAUCCCA